Messenger RNA from Maniola jurtina (meadow brown), 1635 nucleotides. Its product is annotated as slit homolog 3 protein-like. The record is from RefSeq and is a predicted model, not a curated record. The coding region runs from base 317 to 1513 and encodes 398 amino acids. Gene Ontology annotation, molecular function: protein binding. The transcript has 4 exons. NCBI's taxonomy places the organism in Eukaryota, Metazoa, Arthropoda, Insecta, Lepidoptera, Nymphalidae.
GUCUACGACGUGCUACGGAGGCACGAGUUACGUAUCGUGAUACUGCUAUCACUUACGCGCGGUCUCAGUUCAGACUUCCGCGUAAUGUUAUCACACGCUUAAAACUGCUAACUGUGUAUAAGUGAUAAUCUUAAACUUUUAUGUGAACCCUGUUAUGGAAUUAAAUUAAAAUGUACUAUGUUUGUCGAAUGGCUACACGUUUUGUGAAAGAAAUUCUAUACCUAAGGGAUACAAAGUUUCGGUUGGCGUAGACUACCACAUGGAAGUGCGUAGGUGAGGGCGCAAGGCGGGCGUUGCGCCCAGCCUGCGCCCGCCCAUGGCAUCAGCAUUCUGCGUCAGAUCCGUGGUGCGUUGGCUGGUUACGGCGUUGGCGUGGACCGUCCUGUGCGAAGCUAGUCCUCAAGGAUUUACUUCUACUCUCGUGCCAUCCUGCCCUACUCAGUGCAUCUGCCUUUCACAAUCUCAGGUUGUGUGCAAUAGUGCUACGCUUCGGGGUGUACCGUCAGCGCUGAGCUCUAGCGUGAUGCAAUUAUCUUUGUCUAGAGCGGAUUUGCGCGUCCUUCGGUCAGACGCUUUCGCCCAUUUACGACAGCUACGGCGGCUCUCACUUGACGCCUGCAACCUUACGCGCAUUCGCCCCUUUGCCUUCCGGGGAUUGCCCCGUCUCAACGAGUUAUACAUACAACAUACACCGCUGGCGACGGUCGACGCAUUCGCCUUUGCCGCCCUCCAAAACAUAUCCUCGAUCGUUCUAACGCAUAACAGAAUCGCGCAGAUCGAAGGCUACGCGUUCGCGGGAACUAAUUUUAUAAAACUUAUUUCACUACGCAACAACCCAAUCAAGCGAAUCCUAGCGCAUGCAUUCUCCGGCCUCAACGACGUCUCCCAGAUAGAGCUCCCGUCCGGAAUAAGGUCGAUCGAACCGCAAGCAUUUGCGGGAUUAGAAGGAGUCGGCGUGUUAGAGCUGGCAUAUAUGGACUUACCGGCACUUUUACAGGACACUUUUCAUGGCUUGACUCGAGUGGGUCGUCUCGCACUUAGAGAAUCGGACUUAGGAGUAAUAAAAGUCGGCGCCUUUGAUGGUUUACGACGAGUCGAGACCCUGGAGAUGUGCAACAAUAAGAUAGAUGGGAUCGAGGAGCUCUCUUUAAUACAGAACAACAGUGUCCAUACCUUUAAAUUAACCGGUAAUCAUAUGCUGGAGACUCCGGAGGCAGUCGUGCUGGAAGUGGAGAAUGUAGUGAUUCGCGGCAAUCACUUGCCCUGCGAGUGCGGACGCGAUCCUUUGGCGAACCCGCUGGCACUGACGGAGGAUUUCGCGGAAGAGAACUUGUGUAUAUCUCCGCUGAAGAUUCGCGGGCGAAGCUUAGCGAGCGCGGCGGGCGCGGCGUGCCGCGGCGAGGGCGGGGGCAGCGCACGCGCACGCGCCUCCGCCGGCGCCUGUCCCGGCCACACGUUGGCGCCUCGCCUCGCAUUUACCUUUGCAGCGUUCGCUUUCCUCGCAAACAGCUAACCGCCCUCAGUGUUCAAUUAUCUAUAUUGUAUGUGUCUGUAAAUAUUGUAUCAUAACUGAGUAUAAAUGCGAAAUUUUACAUUGAAUGGGUCCUUUCAUUCAGUAAUAUGUUGGACCAUGAA